AGAGAAUAUGUAGAGGGGAAAAAAUAAAAUUUAUUUUUUUUCUUUCGAAAAAAAUAAUCCACCUCGUGCAACCUCGUUGGCUGGCAUUUCCUGCCCCCGGGGCGGCAGGAUCCAAGCAAGCUAGCACAGCCGCCACCAACAAUUUCAUCGCGAAUCGCAAGAGCGAGGAGACGAGAAUACGGCCACGAAUCUGCAUCCGCUUGCCCGCCCCAUUCCCCCGUCCAAAUCCAAGCAGCCGGCGGCGGGUGCGGUUCGGUGAAUCGAAUCGUGGGCAAAUUGUUUUGUUCCAUUCCGCUGCUGCGUCCUGCUCCGAUUCAGUUCGUGCGCUGUCGAUAAAACCGAUGCUUCGCCCCGCGAACCCUAGCUCGGGGUGCUGCGGCGGCGGCGGCGGCGGCCUGUAGACUGUAGUGGUGGCUGUGGGACGCGAGGGUCGCUCGCCAUGCCGUGGCUGGAGAUGUGGCUGCCCCCCGCGGGCUCGGGGGGAGGAGGAGAGGGGAUGGCGGCGGGGCUGUUCCUCGACGGCGAGGCGGCGCACGGCGCGCUCCUCGCGGCGAUGCCCGGCAUCUCCGCGUCGUUCGGCGUGCGGCAGCGGCGGCCGGGGUUCGUGUCGCUGACGAUGUCGGUGAAAGGGGGCAGGGGGUUCGUGAGUGGCCCGGUGGGGCUGCUCGCGAGCGGGGAGGAGAAGGGCGCCCGGGCGGAGGAGGCGGAGGCGCUGGUCGCGGGGAGGAGGGCGACGGAGGAGGAGGUGGCGGAGGCGUCGGAGGGGAAGGUGGUCGAGGAGGUGAAGGAGGCUCGUGCUGGUGCGGGCGCCAUGAACAUGACGAAACAUUUAUGGUCUGGAGCCGUUGCUGCUAUGGUAUCUAGAACAGUUGUUGCUCCCCUCGAGAGGCUAAAGUUGGAGUACAUAGUUCGUGCUGAGCAGAGAAAUCUAUUUGAGCUUAUCCAUGCCAUUGCAACAACACAGGGUUUGAAAGGCUUUUGGAAAGGAAACUUCGUCAACAUUCUCCGUACUGCUCCAUUCAAAGCCGUCAACUUCUAUGCAUAUGACACUUACAGAAAGCAGUUGCUCAAAUGGUCUGGCAAUGAUGAAACAACAAACUUUGAAAGGUUUAUCGCUGGUGCUGCUGCUGGUGUUACAGCAACGAUAUUGUGUAUACCAAUGGAUACGAUUAGGACAAGGAUGGUAGCUCCUGGUGGUGAAGCCUUAGGAGGAGUUAUUGGUGUUGCCCGCCACAUGAUCCAGACUGAAGGGUUCUUCUCUCUGUACAAAGGAUUGGUACCUUCACUCAUCAGCAUGGCACCCUCUGGUGCUGUAUUCUAUGGAGUAUAUGACAUAUUGAAGAUGGGCUACCUGCAUUCCCCCGAAGGGAAGAGGAGGGUAUCAACGAUGAAACAACAAGGUCAAGAGGCAAAUGCAUUAGAUCAGCUUGAGUUGGGCACAGUUAGGACCUUACUAUAUGGUGCUAUUGCUGGUUGCUGUGCUGAAGCAGCCACAUACCCAUUUGAAGUAGUUAGGAGACAGCUACAGAUGCAAGUCAAAGCAACAAGGAUGAAUGCUUUUGCAACAUGCCUUAAAAUUGUUGAUCAAGGUGGAGUACCAGCACUCUAUGCUGGCUUGAUCCCCAGCUUGCUACAGGUUCUGCCAUCAGCGUCUAUCAGUUAUUUCGUAUAUGAGUUAAUGAAGAUAGUCCUGAAAGUGGAAUGAAUGCAAAUUAAUUCUUGAGCAUGCACAUCAAGUUCAAGAAGCCCAGCUCACAUUACCUUGACAAAAUUCAAGUAAACAGCGCAUUUAGAUCUGUUUUUGUAGCAUUUCUUCACGGAAGCUUCAAAGGCCGUGGGAGUAACUUUAUCUUGGCCAAAGCCUGAAGCAUUGUUCGCUCGAAGCUUUUCACCACAAGAUUACCUUAUACACGAUGAGGUCUUGUUCGACAUCUGAUUCGAUCACCGAUCUGUUGCAGAUUGAUCUGUCAUAGCAAAAACAUAUGGGCUUCUUGCCCUUCAGAUUUCAAUUAACAAAUUUUCAACUUUUCAUUUUUGAUGUAUUGAUGCAUCGACUGGAAAGGAAAGUGGGUUUGCUACUUGCUACAACCUACAAAGUGGCAUGUUGAUUCCCUUUUGCAAGCAUGGCAUCGGUUGGUUUGAAUUUGA
Messenger RNA from Oryza sativa Japonica Group (Japanese rice), 2148 nucleotides. RefSeq names its product probable mitochondrial adenine nucleotide transporter BTL3. NCBI's taxonomy places the organism in Eukaryota, Viridiplantae, Streptophyta, Magnoliopsida, Poales, Poaceae. The record is from RefSeq and is a predicted model, not a curated record. Gene Ontology annotation, biological process: transmembrane transport.